This is a messenger RNA of Ictalurus furcatus (blue catfish), 2775 nucleotides long. RefSeq lists its product as uncharacterized. The transcript has 2 exons. Bases 1290 to 2567 code for a protein of 425 amino acids. NCBI's taxonomy places the organism in Eukaryota, Metazoa, Chordata, Actinopteri, Siluriformes, Ictaluridae. The record is from RefSeq and is a predicted model, not a curated record.
AACUGCUUUUCUACUCAUAGGAAAUUACCAACCAUUCAGUGUUGGUUUGUUCAAAUGAGGAAAUAUAUAACAACUGAUCAUUAUUGGGGACUGUUACAACUAUUUAUGUCACGGAAGCCAUGAGAGUGCCUGUCUGCCGGGUCUGCGCAGUACAAUAUCCAUCCAUCCACCCAUCCAUCUAUCUAUCCCACUUAUCCUACACGGGAGCCUGGAGCCUAUCCCCGGGAACUCAGGGGACAAUCGCACACACAUUCACACACUACAGGCAAUUUGGAAAUGCCAAUCAGCCUACAGCGCAUGUCCAGGACUGGGGGACCCAGAGUACCCAGAGGAAGUCCCCAAAGCAUGAGAACAUGGAAACGCUGCACAUAGAGGGUGGAAGCAAGAAUCAAACCCCCAACCCUGGAGGUGUGAGGCGAACAUGCUAACCACUAAGCCACCGUGCACCCCAUUUUAGAGUAACAAUGGGUGUAAAAUCUAUAGAAAUAAGGUUAUAGUUUAGUCAAGGUAUACCUAUCUCAUAAUUUGUGUUAGAGACUGAUCUAAUCUGAUUUACUUAAAUUAUAUAAAAAUAAAGAAAUUAAAGUCCCCAUUAAAGUCCCUUUGUCCCCAUCCAUCCAACACCAACAAAAUGCAUCAUUAUAACACCGCUGGUUUGAAAAUAAAUUAAGUCUUUCAUCAUUUUAUAGAAUUUAAAAUCAAUCCACACUCGUUUUUAUACUGUAAUUUAAAAAUAGAUACAACAUACUACCUCCGCCAUGUUGUCAUUGUCAUGUGACCUUCGACGUCACCAUUAACACAAAAAUCUAAUGGGACUAUCGGAUUCAAUCAGGAAAGUUAACUGGACUCGUAAUUUAAUGUGGGCAGUGUUAAUAGACUGAGGUAAAUUCAUUGCCGUUGCCCUUGUCUUCCAAUCUCCUUUCUGCCCUAAAUGAUUACAGAUACCAUGUUGCACCUGUAGAGGGCGCUCAUGUAUUAUUUCCCGCUUUUUUCUCCUACGAGCUACUAUGUAGUAGUAGUAGUAGAGUAGUACACGAUUUCGGACGCAGCCAUUUUUUAAAUAUACUUAAUUAUAUAUACACGAUACUUAUUUCCCCCACUGUAUAACCUGCAUGCAGAGCCGCCUGUUAUAGAUUGGAUUAGGGAUCUCUCUCUCUCUCUCUCUCUGAAGAGCCAUCGAGAACUGGCAACAUGCUACUGUACAGUACAGCUGAACAAAGACCGCCCAUAGCCCAUGACGUCAUCACCGUGCGCGGUGUGUUUACACUACACUACACACACAUUGAAACAUGGAGAAAGUGGUUGGGUUAACUUUGUUCCUGUGCCUAAUCGGCCGUUUGGUUAAUCAGUUUAUAUCGACCGAGAUCAGACUCAUCAGAAAAAGGAGAUUAAGGAUUAGAGACUUGAUUUUGAAUACACACAGCAGGUUACGACGCCAAAGACGAAGACAAAGACAGAUCCAGUUGUAUUACCAGUUACGUCGCAGACCGCCUUCUGUUUGGGUCCAUCAAAGAGCAAACAACUGGUGGACUGUUGUAGUUCCCAACUUUACAGACGAGCAGUGGAGCCAGAAUUUCAGAAUGUCUGAAGAUACAUUCCUGUACCUUUGCCAUAGGCUGCGAACAGCGAUGGAGAAGCGGGACACCAACUUUCGUCUGUGUGUGCCCAUAAAGAAACGAGUAGCCAUAGCACUAUGGAAGCUGACCACCAACAGCGAGUUAAGACUCGUUUCACAUUUGUUUGGCGUCGGUCUUACUACGGUGUGGCGAUGCGUUCGGGAAUUCUGCACAGCUGUUAAUGAAGUGCUGCUGCCAGAACUGAUACCAUUCCCGAACGAUGAUAAGCUUAUGGAAAUGGCCAUGAACUUCGAGCAGAGAUAUGGACUUCCACAGUGUGUUGGGGUUGUCGCUGGAUCACAUAUCCCGAAUGUCCCUACAGAGUACCAUGCAGAGUAUUUUAACCACAUGGGCUGGCAUUCUAUCAUACUGCAAGGAGUUGUGGAUGGAAACGGGCUCUUCUGGCAUGUAUUUGCAGGAAGUCCUGGCAGUAUGCAUGAUGCUACAGUUCUGCAUGUGUCAGGGUUGUGGGAUCUUAUAGGACAAGGACUAUUUCCAAACCAUACAAAAAAUAUAGCUGGUCAUGAAGUUGGCUACUACCUUCUCGGUAACGCUGCAUUUCCACUGCAGAACUGGCUCAUGAAACCAUACUCAGACACUGGGCAGCUGACAGCUGAACAGAGGACAUUCAAUCAGAAAAUCUGCAGAGCAAGUUGUGUGGCUGAAAAGGCGUUCAGUCGACUGAAGGGACGAUGGAGAUGCCUUCUUAAACGCAAUGACAGCCACAUAGACCUUGUGAAAACAAUGGUGCUCACCUGUUGUGUCCUCCACAACUUAUGCGAAACACACGGUGAGCAGUACAGCGAGGAAUGGGACCCUCCUGCUGCAGGAGACCAGAUUUUAGUGGCACUGCCCCCAGAGGAAGAUGCUGAAGGCGCAGCCGUGGGUGUGCGCGAUGCCCUGGUGCAUUAUCUAAACACAGACAAUUGUGCAUCACCAUUGCUUGAGUAAAGCAUAUAAACGACUGCUGUCUCUGGCUUUGUAAUUUACACAGAUAUCCGAAUGCCAAAGAUGAAAGAACUGAAAUUAUUAGGGGUAUAAUGAUACACUCUUGUCACAAUUCGAUUCUCGAAAAAUUCUAAAUGAAGGAAAAAUUAUGACUGAAAACACUUUUUAAAAAAUUUAUGUAUAUAAAAAAAGCCCAUACAAAACAAUAUGC